AUGUCUACAGCAUUUCAAAAUUUGGCACCACCGUUGCAAGACCUCCAACAGCACCAACAUAACCAAAUGCAACAACAACAACAACAACAACAGCAACAAUAUACAGGAUCUCAAGAAGACCUUUCUUCACCAGACUUGAUAUAUCUCAUUGUCUUACAUGACUUUGAAAGCAGGAGUGAUGAUGAACUCACUAUGCGCAAAGGUGAUCAUAUUCUCGUCUUAGAAACUGACCAAGCUUUUAAUGAUGGCUGGUAUAUUGGACGAAACCUCAGUACAAAACAAGCGGGUAUGUUCCCAUAUUCCUUUACAACCCGUCUUGUUCUUCCAACUCCUGCCCCCCUAAAUUCUCCAACAAAUAUCCUCACAGUAUCCCCAUUAGAUUCAGCAGGCUCAUCUUCUUCACUUCCUCUGGAUAAUAAUAAUAAUAAUAAUAAGUCACGCAUAAACCAUCUUAAAACUAAUAAUAAUACUAUUACAAAUAACUCAAUUAACCAACAACCUUCUCCAUCAUCAUCCUCAAAUUCACUUCCUUAUGCCUCAAUACAACACCCCUCAGAUUCUGUCCACGAUACCUUAACAGAUAUUGAUGAAGCCAUUUCGGAAUUUGCAAGUGCAAACGCCUCUUAUGAUAAUGUCUUAUCACAUCAACAACUACCUCGCUCAAAUACUCCCCAGCAACAACGCCACCAUUAUUCUCAACUGGGCACUACCAACUCACCCGUGGCCUAUCUUCCAACUACAGCUGCUCCUUUCCCAUCUUCCUAUGAUUCAAAUACUUCGCGUUCUUCCAGCAUAUCAGUCCCCACUGUGGCCACACCGCCACCCCCAAACCUGCCGCAAAACAUGUCUGACAUUUUAUCAUGGACCCCUCUCCAAGUUAAAACCUACUUUUUGUCGCAGGGCUAUGAGCCUGCAGUUUGCGAAUGCUUUCUCCGCCACCAAAUCACAGGCCCCAUUCUUCUUGAACUCGAUUUAGCUUAUCUAAAAGAAAUCGAUAUUCCUUCUUUUGGCACCCGCUUUCAAAUAUCAAAAGUUAUCAAGAGCUUAAAUGCUAUGCUGAAGCAAGAUACCUCGGAUUCAAAAAGAGAAAAUUCUUACAACCAAGCAAUCGCUACAACAACAACAAGCCCAACAGCUGCUUCUUCGUCAGGAAACCAUAAUGGAAGCAAUAACAGUAAUGGUGGUGAAAAUGGCGGCCUUAUGGCUCCUCCUGUGUUUAAACGACAAUCCGUUCUUCGCACAGCUAAAGACAAUGCGUAUCUCAAUGAUUAUCUUUCAAAACAAGGUCUUUCUUAUCCUCAAGAUUCUUCUGAUUUUGAUUUCCCAUUAAAAGGUGAUGACUCAAUUUACAAGCCUUCUCCUCAGUCUUCUUCCCAGCAAAUGCACCAGUACCACAAAAAGGACGCCUCUUUUGAUCGCAACUGGAAAGUCCCCCAAAUGUCUGAAAAAUCCAACUCAGACCUUGGAUCAUCAUCGUCAUAUGUUGAAGAAUCACGUAUUCGCCACGGAAGUAAUUCACACGUGCGCCAAAUGAGUAAUGAUACUAUUCGUGGUGGUGGCGGUGGUAGUGGUGGAGGUAGUGGAGAUGGUGGAUCCACUCUUUAUUCCCACAAACAUUCCCACUCUAGCAGCUCUAGUGCAGGAUUAUCUGACUUUAAAUAUCUUAAUAAGUUUUCGACAGAUGAUCAUAAUAGUCCAAUCCUACGUGCUAAUUCAGUCCCUGAAGUGGUCACCGCGAAUGAUGACGAGCCUGUUGAUCAGGCUGUUGCUGCUGCUGCUGCUGCUGCUGCUGCUACUACUACUACUACUGAUAUCGAAGACACAUCAAAGACAGAUGAAGCCACACCACCAUCUGAAGAAGAAGACAAGCGCAUGAUGACAACAGAUCCCACUCUUUCCAAUACAUCUUUUGGAUCAAGCGAUUCAAACCCUCAGCGUACAUCCACUGGUGGAUUUUUAAAGAAAAAAUCAAUGCGAAGCUCGUCUUCUCAAUCAAACCUUCGCAAAAGCAGUAGCAAGAAGCAAGCCACUUCUGCAUUUUUAGAAGGUAUAAAACGCAUUACUCCUGAAGAGGCCAAAAAGACGGCUGACUUUAGCGGUUGGAUGAGCAAGCGCGGCUCAGCAACUGUGGGGACCUGGAAGGCGCGCUACUUUACCUUGCAUGGCACAAGACUAUCAUACUUUACGUCGCUGAAUGAUACGCGCGAAAAGGGUCUUAUUGACAUUACUUCGCACCGGGUAGUGGCUGUAGGCGAUGACGACAAGCUUGUGGCCAUUUACGCGGCGUCAGUAGGCGCUGGCCGCCACUGCUUCAAGGUUGUUCCGCCUUCGCCUGGAUCCCGCAAGGGCGUGACAUUUACUGUUCCCAAGGUGCAUUAUUUUGCUGUCGAGACGGCUGAUGAGAUGCGCGAAUGGAUGAAUGCCUUGAUGAAGGCUACCAUUGAUCGCGACGACUCUAAGCCCGUUGUUUCGUCGUGCGCAACGCCCACUGUAUCGUUGGCGCGCGCGCGCGAAAUGUUUGCCGAGGCCCGGGUACGUGAGGAAGAAUUGCGAGCCAAAGCUAUUGCCGAGGGCGGUAAUGGUGCCAAUAAUUGGUUCCCUGGGAUUAGUGGAGUGAACCAUCACACCCCGUUGUCAUCUUCCCCAGAUAUAUUGGGAACGCCUUCUACUCCAGACUCACCGUCACGAUCGUUAUCGUUGCGGUCGGAUACUGGUUCUAGCAUUACAGGUUCUGUGCUGCGACAUCAUGUUCCCGGAACAGGGUCACCAGCGUCUCCAUUUUCUAGUGGACUUCCUGCUGGGGUAACAGCUGCUUUAGCUAACCAUAAUUUUACCGCAGCAUCUUCUUCGACACCAGCAGUUGGUUCUGAGUACUACGGCUCGCCAAAUAGUGGAGCGACUGCUGCGACUACUGGGACUACAGGGACUGCUACCACUGCUGCCACUUCGGCCACAGGACAAUCGUAUGGGACUCUUGCUGAGUCGUCUUCUGAAUCUGGAGAUGAUCUGCGGCAUUUGACUGCAAAGACUGCAGGGCUCCGAAUUGUGACUGAUCUUAGUUGA
Molecule: messenger RNA, 3063 nt
Organism: Magnusiomyces paraingens
Lineage: Eukaryota; Fungi; Ascomycota; Dipodascomycetes; Dipodascales; Dipodascaceae
Exons: 2
Coding region: 1-3063 (1020 amino acids)
Biological process (GO): receptor recycling; retrograde transport, endosome to Golgi; endosome organization
Cellular component (GO): trans-Golgi network; recycling endosome; early endosome
Molecular function (GO): protein binding
Source: RefSeq, a predicted model, not a curated record